Molecule: messenger RNA, 7433 nt
Organism: Bombina bombina (fire-bellied toad)
Lineage: Eukaryota; Metazoa; Chordata; Amphibia; Anura; Bombinatoridae
Gene: ADGRA2
Product: adhesion G protein-coupled receptor A2
Exons: 19
Coding region: 316-4227 (1303 amino acids)
Biological process (GO): central nervous system development; G protein-coupled receptor signaling pathway; sprouting angiogenesis
Cellular component (GO): plasma membrane; Wnt signalosome
Molecular function (GO): G protein-coupled receptor activity; protein binding
Source: RefSeq, a predicted model, not a curated record
GCAGUAGGCUGGGGACACAAUCCGUUAUAUUCCAUUAUACAAACAGGGAGACUUUACCAGCACAGCUGCUUCUUACAGGAACACAGGGAGACCAUUUAAACUGCAACUUCAGAGUCUUCAUCAUGGUAUUCCAGAGUCACAGCUUGCUGCAGGAUCAAUGCUCCGACUAACACAAUAGGGUGCCCCAUUACCUGGGUCACCAGCUUGCAACACUUAUCUGUGGAAUUAAAGUUCUGUGUUACUCAGACUGUGUUGCAUGUGCAGAGGGACAGGUAUUGAACCGUUAGUUUUGUAUGAUGGGCUGAGAAGGACACAAUGAUUCCCAGGAUGCUUGGCAUGGGGGCACCUAGAUGCCCAUGGACUCUGCUCUUGUUUCUGUCCCUGGUACCCUGGACUCAGAGUUGCCCAGUGCUAAUCCAUAGCUGCAAAUGUGUAGGGGAAAGGUCCAAACCUGGCGUAGGCUCUGCCAGUACCCCCAGGAAGAAGGUGGUAUGUACAAAUGAGGAUUUGCUGGAGGUACCAGACCCUGCUCUCCUACCCAACAAGACUGCAACUCUAAUUCUGAGCCACAACAAGAUAACGAUAUUGAAAACUGGCUCUUUCUAUGGACUUCAUGACCUUGAAAAACUAGACCUGAAGAACAACCUGAUCAGUCGCAUGGAGCCAGGAGCUUUCUUGGGGUUAACAGAAUUGAAGCGAUUGGACAUCUCAAACAACAGGAUUGGUUGUGUGGACUCUGCUUCUUUCAAGGGAUUGAGCAGUCUGUCAAGACUCAUCUUGUCAGGAAACAUCUUCUCCAGCUUAAACUCAGGAGUGUUUGAUGAACUUCCCUCUCUCAAGCUUGUGGAUUUUUCUUCAGAAUUCCUGACCUGUGACUGCCACUUGCGCUGGGUACCAUCUUGGACAAAGAAUGGUUCAGCACAGAUCUCUGACAGGACCAUGUGCGUUUUUCCGAGCUCCCUGAGAGACUGGCCUCUGAGGAACUUGAAAGAAAACCAGCUGACUUGUGAGAGGAUUCCGGAGCUUCACACCCACCAGCUCAUCCCAUCAUUGCGCCAAGUUGUGUUCCAAGGUGACCGUCUUCCCAUCCAGUGUACAGCGAGUUACUUGGGUAAUAACACUCAAAUCAUUUGGUUCCACAAUGGCCGACCAGUGGAGGAGGAUGAGGAAAUGGGCAUUAUUCUUGAGAAGACUAUCAUCCAUGACUGCACUUUUAUUACCAGUGAGCUCAUCCUGUCUAACAUCUUGGUGUCGGCAAAUGGCGAGUGGGAGUGUAACGUCCUCACUGAGCAUGGCAAUAUCAGCAAAAAGGUGGAACUGGUGGUACUGGAGACAUCUGCAUCCUACUGUCCUGCUGAACGGGUCUCAAACAACAGAGGAGAAUUCAGGUGGCCACGGACACUGGCGGGCAUUACCUCAUAUCAGUCCUGCUUGCAGUUCCCGUUUACUUCAGUGUCACUGACUGCAGUAGGGCAGGAAAAUAAAGCCUUUCGCCGAUGUGAUCGUUCAGGUCAAUGGGAGGAGGGCGAUUAUUCUAACUGUCUUUACACUAACGACAUCACCCGGGUGCUAUACACCUUUGUGUUGACGCCUAUCAAUGCUUCUAAUGUACUGACUCUGGCUCACCAGCUGAGGAUGUACACUGCUGAGGCAGCCAAUUUUUCUGAUAUGAUGGAUGUCAUCUACGUAGCUCAGAUGAUGGAGAAGUUUGUUGGACUGGUGGACCAUGUGAGACAGUUGGCAGAUGUGAUGCUGAAAGUAGCCAGCAAUAUGAUGCAAGUAGAUGACCACAUCUUAUGGUUGGCUCAAGUAGAAGACAAGGCCUGCAGUAGUAUUGUUCAGACUGUUGAAAAGAUAGCUAGUAUGACCCUUAGCAGCAAUUCACAAGAUCUAUAUGUGAACACACGUAACAUUGCCCUGCAAGCCUACCUCAUCAAGCCAGACAGCUAUGUGGGUCUGAGCUGUACUGCCUUUCAGGCGAGACAUGAGUCACGCAGCGGCCAUAAACAAAAUAUGGACAGGAAAGUACAGGAGUCAGAUUCUCAUGCUGACCAGCAUCUGAAAUUCCACUGUACCACAGGAAGAACCAACAUCUCCCUGUCCAACUUUCAUGUUAAGAACAGCCUUGCUCUAGCUUCCGUUCAUCUGCCUCCAAGCCUCUUUGCCUUCUCCUCCUCACCAAGCUGCAAGUUGCAGGUUCUAGCUUUUAAGAAUGGGAAGUUGUUCAGGAGUGUAGGAAACUCUUCUAGACUCGCAGAAGAUGGCAAGAGGCGAAGCAUCUCCACUCCUGUCAUAUACGUAGGAACAAGGGGAUGUGGCAUCAGUAAUCUCACUGAUCCAGUCAUAGUUACACUCCGGCACCUGGUGAAGGGAUCUGACCCUCUUCCUGCCCAGUGGAACUUCAAAGCUUUGGAGGGAUAUGGAGGAUGGAAUUCGGAAGGAUGCCAGCUUCUGUCCCAGGAACCCAAUAUAACCAGCAUGCAGUGCCAUCAGCUUAGCAACUUUGCCAUUCUGACUGAACUGAGCACAUUCUACCAGAAUACACAGAAUGGCACUGAGGUUCUUCACCCUGUCAUCUACUCCUGCACUGCCAUUCUCCUCCUCUGUCUGUUCACCACAAUUAUCACUUACAUAGUCAAUCACAGCUCCAUCCAGAUCUCCCGGAAAGGCUGGCACAUGCAACUGAACCUUUGUUUCCACAUCGCAAUGACAUCAGCUGUGUUUGCAGGAGGAAUCAACUUGACUGGCUACCUCAUAGUCUGCCAAGUAGUCAGUAUCCUUCUGCAUUAUUCUUCUUUAUCCACCCUGCUAUGGAUGGGAUUGAAGGCCAGAGUCAUCUAUAAGGAACUGACCCACAAACCUCAGCCACCACAGGAAGGAGAAGCCACCCAGCCCCUGCACAGACCAAUGCUCAGGUUCUACUUGAUUGCUGGAGGAAUUCCUUUGAUUAUUUGUGGAAUCACAGCCGCUGUGAACAUCAACAACCAUAGGGAUAACAGCCCUGAUGGGUGUUUGGUGUGGAGACCAAGCCUUGGUGCUUUCUACGUUCCAGCUGCUCUUAUUCUUCUGGUCACUUGGAUUUACCUUCUGUGCGCUGGGAUGAACUUAAAGCGCCAACCUGCUGAACAUAAGGAUGUUCCAGAGCCCAGUGACCCACAGCAGCCUCUUAGUGGAAUCAGCCACCUUCUGAGUGACUCAAGUUCCAUAUCAGUUACUAUGAACUCUUCUAGUCCAAUGACAGAUGUGGAUACAGUUUACUCUCUGGAGGUGCAGUUCUGGGGUCUUGUAAUUGUGCAUGCCCUAUAUAUUGCACUGUGGGUGUUUGGAGCACUUGCUGUGUCACAGCAUUGGUAUUUCAAUAUCAUCUUCAGUUGCCUUUAUGGAGUAACAGCCGUUGCCUUGGGACUUUUCAUCUUCAUUCACCACUGUAUACGACGACAAGAUGUUCGGAACUCUUGGUUUUCGUGCUGUCCAUCUAACACAGAUGAUUUACCUAUGCAAGCAUAUGUCCACACAGCAUCACCAGUCGAUGACUCUCCACAAGUAUACAUUGGCUGUAACGCAGAGGUGGCAAACUCUGUUAAGUCAUCAUCUUCCCCAAGCAGCAGCAGUAAUUCUAACACUGGGCCCUGUAAAAUGACAAAUUUGCAGGUUGCCCAAAAUCAGGUAGAGAGCUGCACUACCAAACCAGCUAGCUGUGAAGAUAGUGAGCCAGUCAACAACAAAAAUGUGACUGUUCCCAGUAGAUAUAUGAACAACCUUCAUGGUCGAAGAAAUCAUAAGGGCAGAACUAAGCAGUACAGGGAAGGAAAGCACCAUCGGUUAAAAGUGCUACGGAGCCCUUCUUCUGACCAGCCUUCAAGUGAGAGUGGCAGCAUUCAGAACAGCCACUCAGAAAGCUACCACAGUAGGAGCAGUCCACUAAACAAUGGCCAGAAUGGGAUAGUAGCUCGUGACCCAGAAGGGGCACUGACCCAUUCUGAAGGAAGUGAUAGCAGUGGGCACCAUGCACAGGACUUUGCCAAAGCCCAGAAAAGAAGUGCCAGCCGAGACAAUCUGAAACAAGCAAACAGCAUGGAAAGGGAAAACAAACGUAGAUCAUACCCACUCAACAUGGCCAACCAGAAUGGUGUUCUAAAGGGUAGCAAGUAUGAUGUCAACAUUACAACUACAGAGAGUACUGCAGCCAUGAAAACAGGCCUCUGGAAGAGUGAAACUACUGUGUAGUUUGCAUCUAGCUGUCUAAACGUGCCAAAAUUGUCCUCUACGGAAGUGUGUCACAGACUCCUUAAUCACAGGAGAAAAAAAAAAGGUGCUUCAAAACUGUGAAGAAAUUUUACUUUGAGAUGGUUAAAGUUUGUAAGCAGAGAGCACACUUUCUGGUGUGUACUUGGAUAAGGGUAGAUUAUAAUAUGUUAAACUCUUCUUCAGACAUUGGAGUAUUUUGCAAGGAACAAUUGAUGUUUUACUAGUAAGCAUUCCCCCUAGUUGGCAUUAUAUUUUUUAACAUGCAUCUUCAGUGAUAUUGAUAUUACCUCAGCUACAAUUAGCUCAAAGUAAACACACAAUUUACUAAUCUACAAAUCACAUGACACAGGGAGUCUCAUUUCUUCAGUAAUAUUAAUAUUCUAUGCAAACCCCCUGGUGAACAAAAUAUAAAGCUCAAUUCCUCAUUAUACAUAGAUUUACCUUUGUUCCCUACAUCCAGUGGAUGAAACGAUCUCAAAAGACCAUCUCUUAUUGUUUUCUUUCUGCUAUUUUGUGCACUUUUACGUAUUCUCACACAAACAAGGCGUCUCUGGAUUUGUGCACUUAUUUAGACUUCAUGUCAUUUCCUUUGCACCUUUCUUCAAACUUAUUUUGCCAUUCCCAGUAUUAUUAAUAUUAAGCUAUUUCCAUGCAUGUUCUCAGAGAAAGUGCCUGGAUUAUGAUUGAAUCCUACAAUUGAGAAAGAUCCUAAAGCAGAUUGCCUGAACUAUAUAGAGAAGCUAAGGACAAACUGCAAUAAAUGUACAAAAAAAAAAAAAUCAUACUGGUACUGUUCAUGCUAAAAUUGCCAAAAAAAAAAAAGACAUUUGCCUGAAAAACAGCUUGUUUUGAAAGAGCUGGGCAAUUAAAAAAAACCCCAAGAACAAUGACAAUCAUUUUAUAGAUAUAAAGAUAUUUUUUAAAUCAUGUUGCAUGUUUAAUGUCUACACAGCUUGUUUUUUUAAAGUUGUUAUGAAAAAAAGAAAAUCAGAGGGAAAUGUUUAUUUUUCAAAUAUAGAAUUAUAUUGUAUAUGUAUAGGAAGAGCAGUAUUCGUUUUUGAUAAUUGUGUACUUUUCCAUAUCAGUAUUAAGAAUAAUGGCGUUUAUGCCAAAGCAUGAAAAGGCAAUCAUUUUUAAUCGCCUUUAACAACAAGCAUGUAUGCCAGUGUUGUAUAUGUAUGUUGGGCUCCCAGAUAAGGGUUAUCUACAAACUAUAUAUAUAAAAAUGUAAAAUAAGGUGAAUAUUUUCCUAUUAUUUAAAUGCUAUGACUUUCCUAGUUUAUUAAUAGCGAACACAGAUUGCCGUAUUUUUUUUUUUUUUAGACAAAAAAAAAUAGAAGAAUUGGGACCAUUGACCAGCUUAAUUCUUAAAAGAAUAAGUACAAGUUGUAUAGGUUUAUCCCAAUUCAUUAAAUGAAUUGUUUUUCAUGACAAUCAAGUCAAUAGCGUACUUUUACAAUGUGCCUUAAAAUGCUAAAAUAAAUAUUUUGAUACCAAUGACACAAUAUGCCAAAGAACCAGAGUUAAACUAGAGGACAUUAAAAUGUGUCUUAAAAAAAAUGUGCCAAAAAUUUGCAUUAUAUGUAUUCACAAAGCCUUUGGACAAACAUGAAUUCUGAUUUGCCAAGUAUUACGUUUGUGUGUCUAAUAUAAAUGGUGUGUGUUGUCUUUGUAGGAAACAAAUAUAUAUUUUACAUAUUGACAAAUAUGGUAUUCAAUACUCAGACCAACAAGAUCAGAUAUCUUUUUUUUAUACCAUCUUAUCUGCCAAGAUGCAUUUGAAAUUAACAUUUGGGAGUUAAUUUAGCUUUUGUAAUAAACCAUUAUCACACUGCUACAAGUGAUUAGAGAGGUGACAUAAUUUGGGCAUUUUAUGAUUAACAGUAACAUAUUAGAAUAUAAAACAGUCUUUAUCUAUGAUAAAAUGCUAACUAAUAACAGUGAUUUGCACAAAACUGGUAAUCAUGUGACUUUGCAGUAAAUUAAAGGGACAUUAAACACUAUGAGAUGGUGAUACAAAAAGAUAAAUUGUAUAGAGAAAACAAACUGCAAUAAGUUCAUUAUUUAUUUUGUCCCCCUUUCCUGUAAUUUUAUUCUGAAAUUGUGAGCAUUUCAGUUCCUGUUAAAAAUGGAAGUGCUGAACACUGUUAUAUUCCACACAGCCUUUGGCUGUGCACUCUAGUGACCUAUUUAUAACUGUCCCUAAUUGGCCACAGCAGAGAAAGUAACCUAAGUUACAACAUGGCAGCUUACAUUGUUUUACAGACACUAAAACUUUACACUUAUUUUGUUAAUAUUUAAACAACUAAUGAAACUUUAAAAAAUACAUCUACAUGUUAUUCUUAGACUAAUCUUUUCUUUGAAUGCAUCAUUCAAUCUAGCAUUUAUUUAGAGUUUAAAGGGACAGUAUACACUCAUUUUCAUAUAACUGCAUGUAAUAGACACUACUAUAAAGAAUAAGAUGCACAGAUACUAAUAUAAAAAUCCAGUAUAAAACUGUUAAAAACUUACUUAGAAGCUCUCAGUUUAGCUCUUUUGAAAAGGUAGUUGGAAAGCCCACUGCAAGUGGGAAAUAAGACACUCUCCCCCUUCUUUUGCCUAUGAAAAGACCCUUUACACAAGCAGGAGCAAGCUGGAGUAGGUAUACGUCAGUAUUCACAUAAAACUUUGGGGCUUGGUUAGGAGUCUGAAAAUCAGAGCAAUGUUAUUUAAAAAUAAGCAAAACUAUACAUUUAAGAAGAAAUAAACCUUUAUGGGCUAUAUAAAUAGAUCAUCUACAAAAUAUGUAUGCAAAGAAAACAUGAGUGUAUAAUGUCCAUUUAAUAGUACAGUAUUACUAAACAAACAGCUUAAGCAAGAUACCAAAUUAAUUUGAAUAUUUUUAAAACAAUGGUCACUUUUGACCAUAAAUAAUGCCUGUUACUAGAACCUAUUUUGGUUGAUAUUCUUGUAAUAAACUAUGUCACCUACUCUUUUUCCAAACUGGUUUGGUUAUUACAUUUCUGAACAAUAGAAAUAAACGUUUUAUAUGUAGAAUUAGAAAUUCCAGGAAAUGUAAUUUAAUGUAGUUGUAUAAAAGUAUUUCUGGUUGCAUAUGUACAGAAAAUUAACAGCUUACACAUUUUAUCCAAUUAAAAGCAAGUGUGGCUUAACCAUAUCUAAGAAUAAAGUAAAAUAAAAGCCAA